Molecule: messenger RNA, 7568 nt
Organism: Capra hircus (goat)
Lineage: Eukaryota; Metazoa; Chordata; Mammalia; Artiodactyla; Bovidae
Gene: GVQW3
Source: RefSeq, a predicted model, not a curated record
CGCCCGCUCGGGUGUGGCGAAGCAGAGGCGGAGCCUGGCGCAGGCUGCCGCAGUGCGCCUGCGCACGGCCUACCCCGAAGGGAGGGAAUGGCGCAUGCGGGCGUGUCUCCAGGGACUCUAGAGGCUCCAAGCCCUGUGUAGCUCCGGUAGGUUUGGCGUGCACGGGUUUCCGCAGAGCCUGCACGUUACAACACCGAUGCGUCGUUUCUUGCUUCUUUAAAUUGCCACCACGUAGGCUUCUACUGCAGAGAUUGCCUUAGACUCUUCAGAGCCGCGGGCAACUGGACGAUCUUGGUGACUGAUUUGCACACCCCCAUUAGAUCUUCGUGCCCGAGUUGGACGCAGACGUGGGUUGUAGGAGAUUUCAUUUUCCCCAGCUGUGCAGCUACACUGUGGCCCCGUUAGCUUCUAGAUUGGAAGCCCCAGGGGUUAAGAUUCAGAAAAGCAAUUACUCUUACCUCAUGAGGCUUCCAGAGGAGCAAGAAUAGCGGCUUGAUUCCACCUGCACCCCUAUAGAGAUUGAUCCUUCUGUCUUUCCUUCACAGUUGUGGCAUUUUAACGUUCUGUGUUGCUUAAGCCCCAAAAUGAGUGACCGAUACCUAGAACAAAGGAUUAGUAUCAAAUUUUGCGUGAAACUGAGCAAGUCUGCAAGUGAGACUCACCAUCUUUUAAAAGAAGCUUACGGGGAUGAAGUCAUGUCAAGGGCCAGAGUUUUCGACUGGCACAAAAGGUUUAAAAAAGGACGCGAAGACAUUCGAGAUGAUGCCAGAAGUGGUCGUCCUGUCACCCACCGGACGGAUGAAAAUAUUAAGAAAGUCAAGGACUUGGUCUGUUCAAAUAGGCAGUUAACCGUGAGGAUGAUGGCCGAAGAGUUAAAUUUAGAUAAAGAAACUGUUAGGCUCAUUCUGAAAGAAAACUUGAAUAUGAGGAAAGUAUCUGCAAAAGUUAUAUCGGGUAUUUUGAAGGAUGAACCUAAACCUCGGAAACUUGACUUUUGCUCUGAUCUUUCAAAGGAAACUAGGAAAAACAGCUCAUGUGUGAGGAAAAAGGUAAGGAAUUCUGAAGCAUGCAGUCAUCUCCAAUGAGAAGCUGGUGAGGAAAUGCCUCUGCCUGUAUCCCAUCCCAAAAUCCGUUUCCCUGCCAGCCAGCUGCUGCAGAUGUCUUCAACCAGCCUUCCCAGCAGGACAGCUCAGGGUUGGUUCACACACCGUGGUGAAAGGAAUGUGGGGUGGCUGAACCCAAAUUGGAAAGCUGCCUAGCAGUUAGGCACCUUCAUUUGCUGCUCAUUUAUUUUCAGCUUCUUUGCUGCUCCUCUCUGUAUGUCAUAUCUCUGCUAGUUACUCUUUACUGAACUCUUGGGCCAGCUUCCUUGCCAUUUUCCACAACUUUGAAGAACUUUUGGCUAUUGACUUCUGGUACUUGCUUGUGCUUAAUUUUUUCCCCUUAACAAGUUUUUUCUUCACUGACCAGACCUUAGCUUGAUGUGGCUGUCCUCUUCCUUUGUUCUCAGUAUUCUGCCUCGGAUCAUACGAAUGAAAGGUGGGAGCAUGACCUCUUGGAGUCUUUCUCUCUGUGUGCCUAGGGAGGCAUACUCUGCUGGGAGGACCCUGAAAGAAGGCCUACAGUUCCAACUUGCUUCACAGUCAGGGCCUGAGGUAUGGUACAGAAGGCAGUGGCAUGCUGACAUAUGGAGCAAUGCUAAGGGCCUGUCCAGCCCAAAUGACUCAGAGGGAGCCCCUCAGAACUCAGGAGUUAGCCUCCCAUCCUGACUUUCUCACAGACCUACCCCUCACAGAAGAGCUGGGUUUGUUUCAUUCUAAUCUUGUGCUUUGGACUCCCCUCCACCCACUUCAUUUGGGUGUAUCCUGUCUCAUGGAGAAGGAGGAUCUGGUCCUGAAAAAUAUAAACCAGAGGAUUCAGGUCCAGGCUAUGAUGUGUAUAGAGUAAGAAAAGGUAACACUCUAGACCUUGAAUUCAGGCAGUCUUUUGCCUCUGUGCUGAUUCCACAUAUCAGCUAUUUUUAGUAACUAAUACCAACAUUGUCAGGUAUUUUUUUGAACACCUUCAGUGUUUAGAACACUGCUGAGCACUGACAGUAUGAGGUUAUGAAAUAAGAUCACCAAGGGCUGGGUGGACUUCAUGCAUGAGGUGGUUCCUGGACUGGAUCCUUAGGAAAUUAGGCACAUUUCCAGGCAGGUAGAACAGAAUGAGGUUUCGAACCUCUUGUCAGUAGGAAAAUGAGGGCACUAUUGGAUGAAAUAGCAAAGUCUAAAGAGGAAGAUAAUAGUGGUGUGCAGAAGAUGAACAAUUUGAGAUAAUUUGCUUCCUCUCCUCUGCCCCAAACUCUGUUCUAAUAGUUUAUAAAUUGCUUCCCCCUGAGUCUGUAGGCAAGUUUGUAAUAGCCCACUUAUUUGAUUAUCUAAUUUUCUCAUCAAACCAUCAAAAAGAAGCAGUCUUUACUAGUUUAGACUCCCAUAUCUCUUCCUGGCUCUCUGCCAGGAUCUAUGGAGUGGAACUUUUCCCAAAUGGGUUCCAAGAAAUACCACGUAGACUGGAAACAUCUCAGAAUGCCUGGUGGAGGAGUGUGUGUUGGGUAGAGGUAGGGAUGGUUAGUAACAGCAUUUCACAGAAUUAGCCACUGUCUAUGUUUUAACCCAAGGAUUUUUACAUAUAAUGGCUCCUAUUUUUUAACUGGUAAGUUAGUAAACAGUCCUGAUUGAUGGUAGAGGCACAACAUUUAUUCAACACAGUUGUUUUUAGUUCUUGCACUCUCACCUUCAAAAAAUUACAAGUUUCCAACUUAAUACCUGUCAGUUUUGAGGCACCCUGAAAACUAGACCUUAUCUCGCAAAUAAAAGAUAUUUUUCAGGAAAACUGUAAGCAACAGCUCACAGACUCCUGCCUGCAGAGCAGCUUCUAGGCAUUUCAUCUCAGAAUCGUUACAUCUUCCUACGUCAGAUAAAGCCCUGGGCUCCCCAUAAGGCCUUUCCAACAAGGACACUGCACUUCUAGGAAGAAAACCCCACAGCUGGCAACCAGAAGCAGGUAAUCAGGAGGGUGAAUUCAGAUUGUUCCAAGUAGCUGUGAUGAGAAAGACUUAUUUAUUACCUACCUUACCUUAGAUCGGAGAAGGCAAUGGCAACCCUCUCCAGUACUCUUGCCUGGAAAAUUCCAUAGACGGAGGAGCCUGGUAGGCUGUAGUCCAUGAGGUCACUAAGAGUCGGACACAACUGAGCGACUUCACUUUCACUUACCUUAGAUCAUGUCCUAGGCAGUAGUCAGGUUGAACUAUAUCACCUGAACCCAUUACCCUUUUGCAAGGUCUCUCAGAAAAUAGUCAAUAAGAUCAUAAUACACUCUAGAAAGCCUUAAGUUUGGAGGGAAAUAAAGAUACUCAUGCAGGCCAAAUCAUUCACAUAUGGCUUCUCAGGAUCUCUAUACCCCAUUUUAGAGCAUAAUCUCUAAGGAGUAUCCCCAGACGAGAGUUCUCAUUUAACAGUACCCCUUUUGUGUCCACCCGUCAAACCUGUUUUAUUUCCGACAAGAAUUUUGCCUGCCUGCACCUUGCUGCCUAGGCCCCUCGAGUUUUGAUCUUAUAAUCUCAGGGAUCCACCCAUCAUCAAGCCCCAGGCCCUUGGCCUUGACUUUUCUCAGAUAUUGCUCAGUUCAUUCUCCAGUCUACUCAUGCUCCUCUGCUUCCCUGGGCUUUGUUCUCAAAUUCUGGACCACAGCUGCCAGUAGCUGCUUUUGGCUUCUUUGGUAUGCUGACCUUGAAUUCCCCUUUUGGUCUUGAUUUUACACUCAGCAGCAGCUCUUCUCUCUUCUAAUUUUUAGAUCCCUCUUUGGCUCCCUAGUUCAGCCCUGUAGUCUUCCUUUUUUAUUUUUUUUGUUAGUUUGUUUUUGGCCAUGCCAUUCGGCUUGUGGGAUCUUAGUUCCCCAACUAGGAUUUGAACCUGGGCCCUUGGCAAUGAGAGUACAGAGUCCUAAUGACUGGACCACCAGGGAAUUCCUGGCCCUAUAGUCUUGAGUAAAGAAAUUAGUCCAUCCCUGGCCCCAGAUUGCCUUCCUAUCCUCAAGAAGAGGGGUGGGGGCACAUGAGGAAAUGCGAUCUUUUUGUUUGUUUCUAGCCACCUGUCACCCUUAGCCACCAGGGGUUCCACUCCCCAGAGGCAACCAAUAUUACUAGUUUCUCAAGGCAAUUUAGUUACCUCUGGUACUCAGGAACUGUAAAAGAAUUUCAGAGGUAUAAUAUGCAAAUCCAUUCUCCCAGCAACUGUAUUUUCCUGGGCAGGAGAAGCUCCAUUUAACCAUAAGAGAUGAAGCCUGGCUCUCUAUAAGUUGUCAGGAAGAGAGCUGGCCAUCUGCAAACCUUGAGUAUAAUUCUCAAGCUCAACACACAAACAGGGAAUCUCUUUGGCUUUCAGGCUGAUCUUCCCCAUCCCUAUUAUGGUUCAAAAUCCACAUGGAAUGUUAUAUAUAUGUAUAUAUGUUAUAUACCAUGGCUGCAAGUCUGGGACGAACAGACAUUUUCCAGGGCAGAUCAUCCCAUCAUUGAGUUUAUCCAGUUCUUUCUUCUCCCAUUAUCGCUCCUUCCUUCCACCUGUCCCACUGGUACUGGGACAGAAAGAAUAAGAUAUUCACCAAUCUUUGAUUUCAAAAAACAUGGGUAAGUUCUGCAGUCUUCUGAAUUCUGCUCCCGGCUCUGAAUUCUCAUUGAAAUGUCAUUGUUUGGGAAGAAUGUGUACCUGGGACCUGCUUUCCAGAAUCUUCUUUUCAGAUCCGUUUCUUAGCAUUCAGACUUGCCUUUGGAGAUGCCUAAGUAAAUCUGGAUGCUGAAUGACGUGAAGAUGUCUAAUACAGGAAUGGGGUACUAUUGGGAACUAUCUGUCACUAUAUCACAUGUACUGAUCAGCCAGCCUGCUAUCUGCAGAUAUCAUUGCCAGCAAGUCUUACUGGGCUCAUUGGAAUCGGUUACCAGGGUCCUAUGUGGCUCACUUUAAGAGUCUUUUUUGCUGCUGGGAUUGUAUAUGUAACCCUGCAUUCUCCAACUGCUCCUUAGUUGGAUUAGACCUCUCAGAUUUUAUCAGGCUUUUGCAUCCUGUAUGAGGCAACACUCAUGUAUUUAUCUUCUACGGUCCUGCCUUGUCAGGUUCUUACAAAUCUGUCCCAAUUGCAUCACCCCUCUCCCAGUAUUAAUAUCCAGGAACAAAAAUUCUGUAGGGAGAAACUUUAAUACCUCUAAGGACACACUUGGAUUUAAUGAAGAGAUCAACAAACUUCUGUAAAGGAAAUGUCCUAGGUUGUAUGGGUAACUUUCUCAACAUUUUAAUGCAAAACCAGACAUAGCUAAUAUGGAAACAGAUGAGCAUGGCUUUGUCAUAAUGAGGAUGAUUGAUCCUUUUCCAUCAAUAACAUUGUCAAUGUUAAGUUGAUCUGGCAAUAUCUGGCAAUUUACUACUAUAGAAAUGGUGGAAUAUUGAAGGGAAUCUUUAUGGUGCCAGGAGAGUGAACCUGAGCUGAAUGAUUGACUAUUUUACCUUGACCAUAUUCUGAGUCACAAAAUAAAUUUUAUGCCAUCUUUAAUAAAAAUUACAAUAUACAAACUACUACCUAUAUUUUGCCCUUGUAAUAUCUCAAAAAAAAAAAUUGGCAAUACUGAAAAUGGUGCCAAGUUACAACCAGUGAUAACAGAAUAAACUGAAGGUAACUCCAAAACUGCCUUGACCAUGGAUGGCGUUUGAAUAAGUUUGUUAUCAGGAGGUGACAAAACUCAUUGAAUUACAUUUUUUACAUGCUUGUAAAAAAACUACAUAUAUAUAUAUGUAUGUAUAUACUUGCAACUGAUACUAAGCUAUGUUCUUUCAGAUGUGUUUACUUGUUUUUCUCCGAAAGAGAGCCAUGUUGUGUCACCUUCAUUUAAACUGAUUUUCCAAAGUUGAAAUAGAGUCUCAGGAUUGAACAGACAUUUGCAAGGGUGUUUAAUCCAACCAGUUAUGUUUCCUUUGAAUCCAGGAGUGGCUAAAUACUACAGCUACUGAAAAACUGCAUCUGAAAGAAGAUUCUGUGUUAAUUCAGCAAAUUUUUAUUGAGUGGCUCUAUGUGCCAGGCACUGUCCUGUUUGCUGGGGUACAGGAAUGGACAAAGCAGACACAAGCCUUAGGUUUGAUGGUCUGAAAUCUAAUUAUAUUACUCUUUACUCUUGUAAAACUUCUGUUCCAUGUGCUCAUACUAACUCUUUUUCAAUUGCAUACCUGGAGAAAGGUGUGACCUUUGCCACAGGCCUCUCUGCUGUGGUCAUGAUGCCUCUCCAGCUGCAGUAAUAAUUUAAGAAAUGUAUUAUAUUUUAUUAUCCUUUAGACUAAUCUCUAUUGGUAGAAAAACAUGCUGGCAAUGUUGGAAGUGUAAAUUGGCAACAGCUUUCUGAAAAGCAAUUUGGCAGUAUCUAUUAGGAACUUUAAAAAUGUGUAUAUAUUCUGAUCCUCUAGUUCCACUUCUGGGAAUCUGUCCUAAAGAAAUAGUCUAAAAUGUGGGCAAAAUUUAUGCUCUAACAAUCCAGAAGUCCAACAGUAGAAGCCUGGUUAAGUAAAUUACAGUAUGACUGUACAGUAGGCUCUUAUGCAGUCAUUGUAAUUAAUAUUUGAGUUAAAACAGCAUGGCAAAAUGCUUAGAAUGUUAAGUGAAAAGAGUGAUACACAAAAUUACAUACAUAAAUCCCAAAGUAUUUUUCUAAAAUAUUAUUACUUUUAUUGGUAAUAAUAAAAGUGCUAUUUAAUAAUAAAGUGCUUUUAUAAAUAAAAGUUUUAUUUAUCAGAAUAAAACAAUAGCACCAAAAAUUGGCAACAGAGAGAGUCAGGCCAAACCAUGAGUUUGGCCCAGGAACUGUUAACUGGCUGGGUCCACACAGAGACUGUUUGAUACUAUUGUGUUGGUAGCAGGAGUGGAACAGGAGUGAAAAGGGCCUUUCCGAAAGGAGAAGGUGACCAGAAUCCCUACAGAAAUCCCAGGUGGCGUGAGAAGACACCAUGAAUGGCAUGUUCCUGUUACAUGGUCCUAGGGAGGUAAGGAACACAUAUGGACCAAGUAUGUUCUGACAGAUGGAAAGGAUUUGAAGUACUCUCCUGGGUAAAAUUAACCUCGUCUUGCAUUCCCUCAUACAAAAUGAAUAUUCUUGAGAAAUUUUAUUACAGCUGAUUCUCUGAAGAAUCCUUGAGCCAUCCAUAUAAUUUCUUUAGGACAGGAAUGACUUUCCAUGUGCCAAGUCUACCUCCUCCCAUACUGGGACACUCAACACGGAUGUGCACAAGAAUAUUGGAUAUUCUGCACAGAGAAUACCACACACAUAUUGAUAGUUAUCUUAAUGAUGUAACUUACAAACUCUAAGGCUUGCAAAUGUUUUUUCAUGGUGUCCAGAAUUACUGUGCGUUUAUUUAUAUCUGAAGAGUAAUCAUGUCAUGGUAUUUUCAAGUGAGAAAUGAUGUCGAUAAUGUCAUAGAAGAAAUGUUCUGUUGGGAAAGUGUGUCUUUCGUUGUUACUUUAGCAAAAUGUUUGUCAUUAAAAUGCCGAAUACA